This is a messenger RNA of Aureobasidium pullulans EXF-150, 1132 nucleotides long. Its product is annotated as replication protein A, subunit RPA32. Bases 55 to 852 code for a protein of 265 amino acids. Gene Ontology annotation, biological process: nucleotide-excision repair; DNA replication; double-strand break repair via homologous recombination. NCBI's taxonomy places the organism in Eukaryota, Fungi, Ascomycota, Dothideomycetes, Dothideales, Saccotheciaceae. The record is from RefSeq and is a predicted model, not a curated record. The transcript has 3 exons. Gene Ontology annotation, cellular component: chromosome, telomeric region; DNA replication factor A complex; site of double-strand break. Gene Ontology annotation, molecular function: DNA binding.
ACGCCAAAGGACACAUUGCCUUUCUCUGUUCCACAACAAAGGAACACAAUCACAAUGGAUUACGGUUACUCAACAACAUCAUAUGGCGCUCAAGGUGGCAAUGAGGAUGGAGGCUUCAUGGCCGGCAGCCAGGACAGCCCCAGCGCAAAGAGAUCAUACGGCAAGGAAACGCUACGCCCCGUCACUAUCAAGCAACUGCUCGAAGCCGAACAGCCCGACAGCGAAAACUUCGCCAUCGAUGGCUCCGAACUCACCACAAUCUCCUUCGUCGGCCAGAUCCGCAACAUCAGCAAGCAGACCACAAACAUCACCUACAAGCUAGAUGAUGGCACCGGCACCAUCGAAGUAAAGGUCUGGAUCGAUAUGGAGACGGCACAGAACGAAGAUGAAAACGGCAGCAAGGGUGGUUUGGUCGAGAACUCAUACGCCCGUGUCUGGGGCAAGCUCAAGACUUUCGGCAAGCGUCACGUCGUUGCUCAACAGAUCCGUCCUCUUACCGACCUGAACGAGGUCAACUACCACAUGUUGGAAGCCACCUACGUCCACCUGUUCUUUACACGCGGCCCUCUCGGAGCACAACAGCAAGGUCAGCAGGGCCAGGGUGCAGCCAACGGCGGCCAUUCAAGCGGCGGAGGUGGCACCCUUCCCGCCGGUGUGUCAAGCCACGCCAGAAAGGUCUUCCAGUGCAUGCAAAAUACUCCUCAAAUCAACGAGGGUCUUCACAUGCAAGACAUCGCCAGCCGAACUGGUAUGGACGUCGCCGACGUGCUCAAGGGUGCCGACGAGCUCCAAGCCAUGGGAAAAAUCUACCCUACAGUCGACGACCAGACCUGGUGUUUGCUCGAGAUGUAGAAUAAGCAUUACUUGGAACACGACCGGGAAGUAUCUGCCUUGUGGGAAAGAUUUGCAGGCGACCAGUUUUACUUGUUUCUUCACAGCAGCGUGGUGCGCAGAAACCAUGAGUCGGCAACCACCAGACAUUUUAUUAAACGACUUCAGCCUCAUCUUUCCGAACUCGCACGCAGAAGACGCAGAUAUUAGCAGAUAUUAGCGUGUUCGCCCCGACCUGGCAUUGGUCGAUAAGAAGAGUACGCAAGCGGCUACUAUUGCCGUUGCAACAACUGUAAAAACC